CAGGGCUGGAGGGGAAGGAUCCAAACUGCAGGCCUGGGGCUGUGGGGAAGGGGUGUGUCUGAAAGGGCUGGAGGGCGGGAUAAGAGGAGCCUGGACCCUGGGGCAGAGGCCUCCAGGGAAGGCUGGUGAGUCCCAUCCAGGCCAUGGGGUGGGAGACGAGGUGCAGCUCCAGAAGGCCUUGGGGGCCAUUGUAGGUAGGAGGGAGGAGCAUGACAAAUGAGAGGCUCGAGUUGACACAGUAAGUGGGACUCCAGGUCCCUGAGCACCUUGCUGGGGAUACGGCAUGCAACACAGUUCUGUGGGAGAGAUGUUCUCUUUACGACAGGGAGGUGGCCACUAGGAAGUUACUGUGUGGCUCAGGGCCUGCACCCCAGCACUUGUCUGCCUCAGGGGGAUACUUGGGACCAGGAGUCAGGGUUGGAAACAAGGGACAUCCCUUUCUGGUCCUUGGAUAUCUCCGCAGUGAAGGAGAGGGCUGGCCAGCUGACAGGACUGUUGUCUCAGGAGCAGCCUGGUUCCCAAGCUCCUGGCCCCAAGGCCCAGCCCUCUGGUUUGUGCACCACCACUGCAGCAAGUGGGGGAGUGAGUGUGGCGCCUUGCGGCCACAGGAGCUAACCAGGCCCCUGCACAGGGAUGAGGGGGCCAGGCGCUCUGGUCAAGGCAUCAGGAAGCAGAGAGGACCUUGCUGUGGUGGCCACUAGUCUGCCUCCAGCCUGCAGAGGCAUUCGGUGUCUCAUGACACAACUGUCCACUCCAUACAUUCUCAGCUGAGCACCUCCUAGGCAUCAGAAGCUGGGGAUUCCACAGUGAGCCUGUCCCUGCUCUCCUGCAGCUAGUACUCGAGGGAACAGGUCCAAAGCUUUGUCCCCUCACUUGGAAACCCUAUAUCCAAUGCUAGGGCCAGUGUCUGUGGAGUCCCCUGAUGUGUUUAUGCCACAGGAGGCAAUGUAGGAAGUGCUGUGCGAGCUGCUGCCCCUCACCCCAAGGACUCCGGGCCACUAGGGCUGAGCGGCCCCUCUGGCUCCUUCAGCCAGCCCAACUUUCCCAGGGCUGAGGUGCCAGCAGGGGAGGUGGGGAUGGUGGGGGAACAGGUGGGGAGGCCGGGGGCCUGGUCACACUCUGGUCAUCAGCCUGCAGUAACCUCUGUGGGUGGAGAUGUCUGCUGGACCACGCUUCACAGGAGAGGAAACUAAGGCACAGAUAAGUGACUUGUCGGCGGCCUGCUCCCCUUGGGCACUUACACUAGAUUGGGUUUGGGACCUGUUGGCCCACAGGGUCCGUAAAACUGAACGUGCCUCAGGGUGGAAGCUUCUGGCCAUGCCUCAAAGCAAGUGCUGACGCUGAGCCCCGGAACUAUUGUCCUUUGUGAGGUGGCCCUGGGAGCUGGCAACGGAUUCCAUCCUGGGGGAGGGGUGGGCAAAAGCCUGAUCAGGGCCUGUGUAGGAGAUGGUUCUCGCCAUGCUGGGGGCUCUGUAUCCCAGGGCUGGGCUCAGUCUCUUCCUCUUGUACCUCAUCCUGGCGGCGGCUCUCCUUCGCCCCCAGCCCCUGAGGUCUCAGCGGUCUGUUCCUGAGGAGUUUUCCGCCCCGCUGGAACUCUCGCAGCCACUUUCCGGACUGAUGGAUGACUAUGGGGUCCGACCCAAGCACCCCUGGCCACGAGGGCCACGAGGGCCUCGGCCCCUCCUCUCCCAGGCCGAGCAGCGCAAGCGGGACGGGCCAGACAUGGCUGAGUAUUACUAUGACGCACACCUGUGACGGGAGCCCCCAUAAAGAUGUUCUGUGCA
Messenger RNA from Marmota monax (woodchuck), 1784 nucleotides. It is a transcript of the gene Frey1, whose product is annotated as Frey regulator of sperm-oocyte fusion 1. The transcript is spliced from 3 exons. NCBI's taxonomy places the organism in Eukaryota, Metazoa, Chordata, Mammalia, Rodentia, Sciuridae. Bases 1447 to 1755 code for a protein of 102 amino acids. The record is from RefSeq and is a predicted model, not a curated record.